Molecule: messenger RNA, 482 nt
Organism: Anopheles nili
Lineage: Eukaryota; Metazoa; Arthropoda; Insecta; Diptera; Culicidae
Gene: Grx5
Product: glutaredoxin-related protein 5, mitochondrial
Exons: 2
Coding region: 1-438 (145 amino acids)
Source: RefSeq, a predicted model, not a curated record
AUGAACAUUCUUACGAGAAAUAUUGCACAAAAUUUGUUGAAAUACAACAGUGCCGGCUUAUUUCAAGCCGCAGCGAGAGGCUUUAGUGCCGCCAACCUUGACAGCAAAGAAAUCGAGAAGCUAGUGAAUAAUAAUAAGGUAGUAAUUUUCAUGAAAGGCAACCCGGACGCCCCGAGGUGCGGGUUCAGCAAUGCGGUGGUACAAAUUUUGCGGAUGCAUUCAGUAAAAUACGACAGUCACGAUGUGCUUCAGAACGACGCUCUCCGCCAAGGCAUCAAAGACUUCUCGAAUUGGCCUACUAUUCCACAAAUUUUCAUCAACGGAGAGUUUGUUGGCGGGUGCGACAUUCUUCUGCAAAUGCAUCAGAACGGAGAGCUUAUCGAAGAGUUGAAAAAGGCCGGUAUAGAGAGCGCUCUAGUCAAGGAAGGGGAAAAGUAGUGACUGGACCAAAUCCGUGUGUUUAGCUUGUCGUGCUAAUAAAA